Molecule: messenger RNA, 1560 nt
Organism: Naumovozyma dairenensis CBS 421
Lineage: Eukaryota; Fungi; Ascomycota; Saccharomycetes; Saccharomycetales; Saccharomycetaceae
Gene: HAS1
Product: ATP-dependent RNA helicase HAS1
Exons: 1
Coding region: 1-1560 (519 amino acids)
Biological process (GO): maturation of LSU-rRNA from tricistronic rRNA transcript (SSU-rRNA, 5.8S rRNA, LSU-rRNA)
Cellular component (GO): nucleolus
Molecular function (GO): ATP binding; RNA helicase activity; nucleic acid binding
Source: RefSeq, a predicted model, not a curated record
AUGUCAUCUCCUUCCACGAAACGUCCCAGAGAUGCCUCGGAUGAUGGUGAAACUUCAACCAGUGUAAAGACGACUCAAAACCAAGAAUCCACAUUGAAACUACAAGUAGAAAAGGAAAAUUCCACCACUUCUACAACAACAGCCAUCCCAACCAACUUCAACGACUUAUCCUUAUCAUCCCAAACAAUGAAAGCUAUCGAAAAGAUGGGAUUCGAAUCAUUGACUCCAGUUCAAGCACGUACCAUCCCACCAUUAAUGGCAGGCAGAGAUGUUCUUGGUGCAGCCAAGACAGGAUCAGGUAAGACCUUAGCGUUCUUGAUCCCUGCCAUUGAAUUAUUAUACUCUUUAAAAUUCAAACCAAGAAACGGUACUGGGAUCAUCGUGAUCACUCCAACGAGAGAAUUGGCUUUACAAAUUUUUGGGGUCGUGAGAGAAUUGAUGGAAUUCCAUUCACAAACUUUCGGUAUCGUUAUUGGGGGUGCUAAUAGAAGACAAGAAGCUGAGAAAUUAAUGAAGGGGGUUAAUAUUUUGAUCGCUACUCCGGGGAGAUUAUUGGAUCAUUUACAAAAUACUAAAGGGUUUAUCUUUAAGAAUUUAAAAGCAUUAAUUAUUGAUGAAGCUGAUAGAAUUUUGGAAAUUGGGUUCGAAGAUGAAAUGAAACAAAUUAUUAGAAUUUUACCUAAUGAAGAUAGACAAUCUAUGUUGUUUUCUGCUACACAAACUACUAAAGUGGAAGAUUUAGCUAGAAUUUCUUUGAGAAAGGGACCUCUUUUCAUUAAUGUUGAAUCUGAAAAGGAUACAUCUACUGCAGAUGGGUUAGAACAAGGGUAUGUGGUUUGUGAUAGUGAUAAACGUUUCCUAUUGUUAUUUUCAUUUUUGAAAAGAAAUCAAAAAAGAAAAUCAUUGUCUUUUUAUUCAUCUUGUAAUUCUGUUAAAUAUUACGCAGAAUUAUUAAAUUAUAUCGAUUUACCUGUUUUAGAAUUACAUGGGAAACAAAAACAACAAAAAAGAACAAAUACAUUUUUCGAAUUUUGUAACGCUGAUAAAGGUAUAUUAGUGUGUACGGACGUUGCUGCAAGAGGUUUAGAUAUCCCUGCUGUUGAUUGGAUCGUCCAAUUCGAUCCUCCUGAUGAUCCAAGAGAUUAUAUCCAUAGAGUUGGUAGAACCGCAAGAGGUACUAAGGGUAAGGGUAAAUCUUUAAUGUUCUUGACUCCAAAUGAAUUAGGUUUCCUAAGGUAUUUGAAAGCCGCUAAAGUGCCAUUAAAUGAAUAUGAAUUCCCAACAAAUAAAAUCGCUAAUGUUCAAUCACAAUUAGAAAAAUUGAUUAAAUCAAAUUAUUAUCUACAUCAAACAGCCAAAGACGGUUAUAGAUCUUAUUUACAAGCUUAUGCAUCACAUUCUUUGAAAACUGUGUAUCAAAUCGAUAAGUUGGAUUUGGCCAAAGUGGCAAAAUCUUACGGGUUCUCAAUACCUCCAAAGGUUAAUAUUACCAUCGGUGCAAGUGGGAAAACUGAUAAGACAAAUACGAAAAGGCGUAAAACCAACAACCAAAGGCAUUAA